Molecule: messenger RNA, 2219 nt
Organism: Drosophila elegans
Lineage: Eukaryota; Metazoa; Arthropoda; Insecta; Diptera; Drosophilidae
Gene: Pax
Product: leupaxin
Exons: 9
Coding region: 123-1913 (596 amino acids)
Biological process (GO): muscle structure development; actin cytoskeleton organization
Cellular component (GO): filamentous actin; adherens junction; Z disc
Molecular function (GO): actin binding; muscle alpha-actinin binding
Source: RefSeq, a predicted model, not a curated record
UGAAGCGGGAAAAAGUUGAUGAAAAAUCAGUGGAACUGUGUUAGUGAUAUUGUGGCAGGUUGGAGCGUGGGAAAUUGUUUACUUCGAGUUGAACAAUCAAAAAGUGAAUCUCGUUCGAAACCAUGGAUAGAACAAUGUACGGCAAAAUCGAUCCGGGAGCUCGUCAACCUUAUCGAACAGCUCGUAGCAAGGGCAUUCUACCAGGCUAUGCUCUUCUAGCUGAUCUGCAAAACAGUGUGCCAGGUCAACCGCAACAUCCUCAGCCGCAAUAUGGAACUGUCCAGCCCAAGCAUCAACCUUUGCAGCAUCAGCAACCACAGCAGUUUGUUGACAACACUCCAGGUUAUGGAAGUCUCAGGGGCAAGGCCCAGCCUCAGGUGUAUCAAGAGCACUAUAGCGUAGAGACGCGCUCGCCAACGGCAGGACAGGACUUCAAUGGCUCCUCGACGAUUCCAGGCUACGCCAACCAGGGAUCCCUGCCCCGUCAAGCGGCACCGGGAAACACAGGACUCUCAGAACUGGACUCCUUGCUGCAGGAUCUGCAGAAUGCUCGCUACAAUGGGGCGGAUAAAAAGGAUGUCGAUGUACCGGUGAACUACAGCACUCCAGUCUCGAAAUACAAUACGAUUAAUAGCUAUGCCACCGUGGAGGAGCGUCCCACAAUGGACAGCCUGCUGAAUGAACUAGACAAUGCUCACAUCUAUGCCGUGCCUAAUGGAUCUGCACACAAAUCACCGACGCCGGGACGCCAUGUCACCAUCACUGUACGUGAAACGAAGACGGAGAAGCUAUCGGGUCCCGAUGGUCCAGUUGGCACGGUGGAAGAACAGAUUGUGCACCAGAAAGAUUCUUAUACACCCAACCAUGCUGUUCCGGGUCAACAGGUGCAUCAGGCUUAUACGUCGCAGGCCACCAAGGAACUGGAUGACCUCAUGGCGUCGCUUUCCGACUUUAAGGUUAGCAACGGAACAAACGGCAUUGGAAACGGAAACGGCAGUCAUCCGCAACAGCACUCGUCGACAGUGCAGCACCAGACGGUAACCGACUACGCCAGACCGAACAAGGGCAGCCAGCAGGCCCAUCUCACCCAGACGAUCGAGGAGACGACCAUCGUCGAGGACAGUCGCGAGGAUCAGUUGGAUUCUAUGCUAGGCAAUUUACAAGCGAACAUGAGUCGCCAAGGAGUCAAUACCGUGCAGAAGGGCUGCUGCAAUGCCUGCGAGAAGCCCAUCGUUGGCCAGGUGAUCACCGCUUUGGGCAAGACAUGGCAUCCGGAGCACUUCACGUGCAACCACUGCAGCCAAGAGUUGGGCACACGCAACUUCUUCGAGCGCGACGGCUUCCCCUAUUGCGAGCCGGACUACCACAAUUUGUUCAGCCCGCGCUGCGCCUACUGCAAUGGCGCCAUUCUGGACAAGUGCGUCACCGCACUGGACAAGACCUGGCACACGGAGCACUUCUUCUGCGCCCAGUGCGGCCAGCAGUUCGGCGAGGAGGGAUUCCAUGAGCGCGACGGCAAGCCCUACUGCCGCAACGACUACUUCGAGAUGUUCGCCCCGAAGUGCAACGGCUGCAACCGGGCCAUCAUGGAGAACUACAUCUCGGCGCUGAACUCGCAGUGGCAUCCGGACUGCUUCGUCUGCAGGGACUGCCGACAGCCCUUCCAGGGAGGAUCGUUCUUUGACCACGAGGGACUACCGUACUGUGAGACUCACUACCAUGCCAAGCGAGGAUCACUGUGCGCCGGGUGCUCGAAACCCAUCACCGGACGCUGCAUCACGGCCAUGUUCAAGAAAUUCCACCCGGAACACUUUGUCUGCGCCUUCUGUCUCAAGCAAUUGAACAAGGGCACUUUCAAGGAGCAGAAGGACAAGCCGUACUGCCACACCUGCUUCGACAAGAUAUUCGGUUAAAUUCGCAGCUGCCAAACCCUAGUUAUGGAUAUAAUACUGUUUUUUAUACGAUUUACGAACCCUAUCCCACACGCACCCUACACACACACACACACACCUAUUUACCGUGCAUCUGUGCUUUGUAUAACCGAGUCAAUUUAGUAAUUUAAUUAACGCCAUUCGAGCAGGAUACGAUAAUAGAAUGCAAUCGUAAUCAAUUAGCAGACACUAAUCCUAAUCAAUUAUGUUGGUCACUUUGAUAUUGCUAAUCGUUCGAAAAGAAAAAGACCACAGAAUGAUAAAUAAAUAAAUAUGAGAAAGCCAAAA